UAUUUUUUGGUAGUGUACACGUGAUAUACAUCUCUUAAAUUCAGUGCAUGGUCUUCUAAUUGUCACAAAGCGCAGUGACAGAAUAGGUCAAUGGAUGGGUGAAAAGGUCACAAUCAUAAUAUCAUAGUGCCUUCUAGCAGCACCAUCAAAGAAGUGCAUUUCGGUCAAAAGCUCAGCCACCUUAAAUCCCGCAUUAACAGAAUUAUCCUGGACCCACAUGAGGAGAUGUUUUCCCCCCUGCCCUACUUACCUCCAACUUAUCUCUUACGCCGCAGAGACGCUCGACGUGUACACCCAAAGGGAUCACUGUGCUGGAUCUUUACGUGACAGCCUGCGAUCAGGAACAGGCUCAAAAGUCGCCUCUAUUCUAAGACACUGGCCAAAUCCAACCAUGGGCAAUAGUACAAGUAGCGCCUUGUCCAAGGAAAUCCUGGAGGACCUGAAGCUGAGCACCAAGUUCACCGAGCACGAGAUCAGCCAAUGGUACGAGAACUUCAAGAAGCAGUGCCCGACGGGACGCAUCACGCCCGAGGAGUUCGAGCAGAUCUACGCCCGCUUCUUUCCGGACAGCGAUGCCAAGAGCUACGCUCGCCACGUGUUCCGUUCCUUCGACACCAAUGACGAUGGCACGCUGGACUUCAAAGAGUACAUCAUCGCCUUGCACAUGACCUCUACCGGGAAGACCCCCAGGAAGCUGGAGUGGGCCUUCUCGCUCUUCGACGUGGACAAGAAUGGAUACAUCAACAAAACAGAAGUGACGGAAAUCUGCCAGGCCCUCUUCAAACUGAUCCCCAAAGAAGACCAGAGCAGGCUACCGGAAGACGAGAACACGCCCGAGAAGCGAGCCAACAAGCUGUGGGCCUACUUUGAGAAGAAAGACAAUCAGCGACUGGCCGAAGGAGAGUUCAUCAAGGGAGUAAUUGAGAAUGAAAAUGCAAUGCGGCUCAUCCACUACGAACCGCUCAAACAUUGAAGUGGCA
Molecule: messenger RNA, 980 nt
Organism: Syngnathus acus (greater pipefish)
Lineage: Eukaryota; Metazoa; Chordata; Actinopteri; Syngnathiformes; Syngnathidae
Product: visinin-like
Exons: 4
Coding region: 218-973 (251 amino acids)
Molecular function (GO): calcium ion binding
Source: RefSeq, a predicted model, not a curated record